UUAUCUCUUUUCUUUUCACACAUUUAUCUCCUUGUGCCAUGGACUGAACGAGAUAGAAAAAUACAUUCUUUUCGUUCAAGAUGAAGUUAUUUUCUGUAGGUUUGAUCAUUUUCAUGUGUGGGUGUUUAAUGGUGACCCAAGCAGAGUCCGACCAAAACAUUCUGUUCAUUCUCAAACAACUUCAGGACCAAGUAAAUACCCAAAAUGCGGUGAUUGCGUCAUUGCACGAAGAUAUCGCUGCACAGAAAAGUUGGAUAAAUGUUUUGGAGACGCAAGUAGAGAUAUUGAAAAAUCCAGAAGGCAACAUUAUUCACCCAUCUGACCCGAUGGAGACGCACGAUAAUAACAUAACCGACCACGGAGAUAAAACAAAGUUUGAAAUGAAUAAGGCCUCAAUAGGAAUCAUUCGUCUACAAAGAUUUCUUGCAGAUGUUGAAGGCCCCGUGGCUUUUCAAGCACAUAUGUCAGGUGACCUCACGCAUAUAGGACUCCACCAAAAGAUACCCUUUGAUUCUGUAACACUGAAUUUAGGUAAUGCGUAUCACGGUGCCCAUGACUUAUUCGUCGCUCCUCGUUCGGGGAUCUAUAUAUUCUCGGGAUCGAUUCUUGCGCAUCAUACAAAAGACAUUGAAAUGCCCUUCAAGAAAAAUGGAAUUGACAUAGGAGGGGGAAUUCUUGCAUAUUCUGCUGUAAAUCAAGGAUACGCCCAGGGUUCUGCGACAGUUGUUGCACAAUUGAAAGCGGGGGAUGAGGUUUGGAUCGAAAACAAUCACCCAGAUGAUACCUCCAUAAGAGCAAGCGUAUAUACUUGCUUUAUGGGUUGCAUUAUAAUGGAUGUUGAAAAUAAAUAGACAUUUAAAUAACUUCUUAUUGAUUGAGAAUUUCAAAUACAUGAAUUACAGUA
This is a messenger RNA of Ruditapes philippinarum (Manila clam), 904 nucleotides long. RefSeq names its product heavy metal-binding protein HIP-like. The record is from RefSeq and is a predicted model, not a curated record. Gene Ontology annotation, molecular function: protein binding. The coding region runs from base 81 to 851 and encodes 256 amino acids. Lineage: Eukaryota; Metazoa; Mollusca; Bivalvia; Venerida; Veneridae. The transcript has 3 exons.